Propithecus coquereli (Coquerel's sifaka) is the source of this 1644-nucleotide messenger RNA. RefSeq names its product cell division cycle 20 (gene CDC20). The record is from RefSeq and is a predicted model, not a curated record. Gene Ontology annotation, molecular function: protein binding; ubiquitin ligase activator activity; anaphase-promoting complex binding. Gene Ontology annotation, cellular component: anaphase-promoting complex. Lineage: Eukaryota; Metazoa; Chordata; Mammalia; Primates; Indriidae. The transcript has 11 exons. Gene Ontology annotation, biological process: positive regulation of ubiquitin protein ligase activity; positive regulation of anaphase-promoting complex-dependent catabolic process; anaphase-promoting complex-dependent catabolic process. Bases 91 to 1590 code for a protein of 499 amino acids.
CCCACUUCUAAUGCCAGGACAUCCAACUCCUUGUUUUCCAAGGGCUCGGCGGGCACCAACUGGAAGGACCCCUCCCCCACAGGCGCUCCCAUGGCGCAGUUCGUGUUCGAGAGUGACCUGCACUCGCUGCUGCAGCUGGACGCGCCCAUCCCCAAUGCACCUCCCGCGCGCUGGCAGCGCAAAGCCAAGGAAGCCGCAGGGCCGGCUCCGUCACCCAUGCGGGCCGCCAACCGAUCCCACAGCGCCGGCAGGACUCCGGGCCGAACUCCUGGCAAAUCCAGUUCUAAGGUUCAGACCACUCCUAGCAAACCUGGCGGUGACCGCUACAUCCCCCAUCGCAGUGCUUCCCAGAUGGAGGUGGCCAGCUUCCUCCUGAGCAAGGAGAACCAGCCUGAAGACAGCCAGACGCCCACCAAGAAGGAACAUCAGAAAGCCUGGGCUUUGAACCUGAACGGUUUUGAUGUGGAGGAAGCCAAGAUCCUUCGCCUCAGUGGAAAACCACAAAAUGCCCCAGAAGGUUACCAGAACAGACUGAAAGUACUCUAUAGCCAGAAGGCCACACCUGGCUCCAGCCGGAAGACCUGCCGCUACAUUCCUUCCUUGCCAGACCGUAUCCUGGAUGCCCCUGAAAUCCGAAAUGACUACUACCUGAACCUUGUGGAUUGGAGCUCUGGGAAUGUACUGGCUGUGGCGCUGGAUAAUAGUGUGUACUUGUGGAGUGCAAGUUCUGGUGAUAUCCUGCAGCUAUUGCAAAUGGAACAGCCUGGGGAAUAUGUAUCCUCUGUGGCCUGGAUCAAAGAGGGCAACUACUUGGCUGUGGGCACCAGCAGUGCUGAGGUGCAGCUAUGGGAUGUGCAACAGCAGAAACGGCUUCGAAAUAUGACCAGUCACUCUGCCCGAGUCGGCUCCCUAAGUUGGAACAGCUAUAUCCUGUCCAGCGGCUCACGCUCCGGCCACAUCCACCACCAUGAUGUUCGGGUAGCAGAACACCAUGUGGCCACACUGAGUGGCCACAGCCAGGAAGUGUGUGGGCUGUGCUGGGCUCCAGAUGGACGACAUUUGGCCAGUGGUGGCAAUGACAACUUGGUUAAUGUGUGGCCUAGUGCUCCUGGAGAGGGUGGCUGGGUUCCCUUGCAAACAUUCACCCAGCAUCAAGGGGCUGUCAAGGCUGUAGCUUGGUGUCCCUGGCAAUCCAAUGUCCUGGCAACAGGAGGGGGUACCAGUGAUCGACACAUUCGCAUCUGGAAUGUCUGUUCUGGGGCCUGUCUGAGUGCUGUGGAUGCCCAUUCCCAGGUGUGUUCCAUCCUCUGGUCUCCCCACUACAAGGAGCUCAUCUCAGGCCAUGGCUUUGCCCAGAACCAGCUGGUUAUUUGGAAGUACCCAACCAUGGCCAAGGUGGCUGAGCUCAAAGGUCACACAUCCCGGGUCUUGAGUCUGACAAUGAGCCCAGAUGGGGCCACUGUGGCAUCAGCAGCAGCAGAUGAGACCCUGAGGCUAUGGCGCUGUUUUGAGUUGGACCCUGCACGGCGGCGGGAGCGGGAGAAGGCUAGUGCAGCGAAAAGCAGCCUCAUCCACCAAGGCAUCCGUUGAGGACCAACCUUUUGCCUCAGUUUUUUAUUUUUCUAAUAAAGUCAUGUCUCCCUU